Messenger RNA from Cicer arietinum (chickpea), 1517 nucleotides. RefSeq lists its product as uncharacterized. Lineage: Eukaryota; Viridiplantae; Streptophyta; Magnoliopsida; Fabales; Fabaceae. The record is from RefSeq and is a predicted model, not a curated record.
UCCUUUCCCCACCAAAUUGUUCUCCUCGUACCUCUAGUUCUUUUCGGCGCAACCUUCCCCUACCACCAUGAUAGGACGCCGUCCCUCCAUUGUAAUAACUAUAUUAGUCAAAUCAUAUAACUCACUGAAAUUUUACAAAAACUAUAUUCGAUUACUAUUAAAAAUUCAUUUAAAAAAAUCAUAAUGACUAUGCAGUGAUUGUAAUUUCAAAGUGAAGUUGAGUUCCCAUAGUACUCCACUGUCUCAAACAAACAUAGCAUUAGCAAGUUUUCUUUGGUAAUAUUAAUCAUUUUCCCAAGCAAAUAACCACGUCAGCGGCUGCUAUUAUGAACAUCGGCGCUGCUGCUUCCUUAACCUUACAACAACAACUAUCACCCUUUCUCCCACUCGCAUCCCGCGCGUGCAAUCAAAGCGCCACUCUCUCCUUCUCUUCACCUCCUCUUCUCUCUCUUUCUAAAACCCGCCAAAUACUCUCUCUAUCCGCCAUGUCUUCUUCUCCGAUCACCUUCACGGAACUCAUCGACGACUCUCACUUCGACUCAAUCCUCUCUCCCGACGCUCUCAUCUCCAUUUGUGGCUUUGGCUCUCUCCUCUCCGAGCGGAGCGCACGAAGCACUUUCCCCGAUUUGCUCAAUUUCAGAGUUGCAAAGUUGAAUCACUUCCGUCGCGUAUUCGCUCAUGUUGCUCCCGUUUUCUUUGAACGCGGUAUUGCCAAACCAGAAACUAUGGAGAUUUCAAGCUUGAGUGUGGAACAAUGUGAAGGAGAAACUCUUGUUGUAACAGUGUUUGAGAUAAGAAAAUCAGAGAUUCCAGAUUUUAUCAAGAGGGAGGUUGAGUUUCGGUUUCUUGCUGUUCUUCCUGAAACGCUUGAUGGCAAGUCUUUUGAUUUUCCUGCGGUACUUUGUGCCCGGUAUAGUGAUGAGGAAUUUUUCAAUAUUAGAUGUAAAGGAAACAAGGAGAUUUUUUUUCAGCAAUAUGGAAGGUGGAAUAUUGAUAAAAUUUGGAGAGACGAUGUUUUGCCUUGCCGUGUAUAUCUUCGACACUGUGUACUGGCAGCAAAGAAUCUUGGUGACAAAGCCUACAACAACUUUUUGGAUCACACCUAUCUUGCGGAUCGUAAAACAACCAUUCGUGAAUACUUGGCAACAACAGGUUUUGGCAUAAUGGAAGAGGAACCCCCUGAAUCCCUCAAGUUCCGCUAUGGUGGUUGAUAAUUUCAUCACUCAGUUUUUGCUGCUUUGAUAUCUCAAUGCCAAGGAAUAAAAGAUGAGCUUAACGUUUUCAUGUCAAUAGUAAAACAAAAUAUCUAUUCAUUAAUAUAACAUUCAUGCUAUUCCUCUGACUUGCUGUAAGUUUUGAAUAUCAAGCUUAAAAUAGCAUUCAACAGAACCUACUUGGUGUGUGUACAACUUUCUUUUUUAAGAAAGAAAUAUUCAUUGGGGUGUACAUCAUCAUCAUAUAUACAUUAGAAAAUUUCCUCUCAAGACAAUAUAACUGAAAUCUAUAUUCGUUAAUGA